This is a messenger RNA of Sorex araneus (European shrew), 5365 nucleotides long. RefSeq names its product desmocollin-2. The transcript has 16 exons. Gene Ontology annotation, cellular component: desmosome; plasma membrane. Gene Ontology annotation, biological process: homophilic cell-cell adhesion. Bases 554 to 3301 code for a protein of 915 amino acids. Lineage: Eukaryota; Metazoa; Chordata; Mammalia; Eulipotyphla; Soricidae. Gene Ontology annotation, molecular function: calcium ion binding. The record is from RefSeq and is a predicted model, not a curated record.
AGCCAAGUCCUCCCGCUCACCUGGGCCCCCCGCCGGUCAGCCGCUGACCCCAAGGCGGGCCCGGGAGCGCGGGAGAGGUCAGCGCGCAGGGCGGAGUCGCGGCCCCGGAAACGCGCCGGGGCCCGCGAGCUGCAGGAGUGAGUCUCGGUACAGUCAGGGCUUCUGCUGGGCAGGGCCAGCGGCUAAUCCUGCCGGCGGACAGCGGGGCGGGGGACAGGGGCCAUAUAGGUGGAGUCGGCGGCCGCGAAACGCCGUGCGCAGGGGAGAGGGCGGCGGCCCAGGGAGUGCCCCCCUGGAGCGUUUCUUAAAGAAACGGAGACCUAAGCGACUGGCGAGGAGGGGCCGCCCGCUGUUGGGGACGCGCCUGCCGCCCCACCCUCGGCCCGAGGAAAAGCCCCUUGGGUGAGAGGCGGAAGCCGGAGAGAAACGCAGGAGAAAAACGCUUCUGCCCGCGCUCCGGAGCCGCUCUUCCGCGCCCGUCGCCCCGCGCGCACCCCUGCCGCGGCCCUGCGCCCCUCUCACCCUCGCCGGCCACCUGCUCCCGAGCCCUCCCAUGGACGCCGCGCGCCCCCCCUGCGCCCGGAGCCGAGCCCUCUGCCGGCUGCUGCUGCUGACGCUCGCGAUCUUAACGUCUGCCUGUGAUGCCUGUAAACAGGUGACUCUACAUAUUCCAUACGAAUUGGAUGCUGAAAAACUUGUUGGUAGAGUUAACCUGAAAGAUUGCUUUAGAUCUGCAAAUCUAAUUCAAUCAAGUGAUCCAGAUUUCCAAAUCCUGGAAGAUGGCUCCGUCUACACAACACAUGCUGUUCUUUCACCCCCAGAGAAGAAAAAUUUUACCAUAUUACUGUCCAACACUGAGAACCAUGAGCAGAAGCAAAUACUUGUCCUUUUAGAGAUCCAAACAAUGGUGCUGAAGCAAAGUCAUUCUACAGAAAAAGUUCUAAAACGUGCCAAGAGGAGAUGGGCUCCUAUUCCUUGCUCAAUGCUAGAAAAUUCCUUGGGUCCUUUUCCACUCUUUCUUCAACAGGUUCAAUCUGACACAGCACAAAACUACACCAUAUACUAUUCUAUAAGUGGACCUGGAGUUGACAUCGAACCUAAAAAUUUGUUUUAUGUAGAGAGAGACACUGGAAAUCUCUUUUGUACCCGUUCAGUAGAUCGUGAGCAGUAUGAAUCUUUUAAGCUCACCGCCUUUGCAACAACUCCAGAUGGAUACACUCCAGAGGCACCACUCACCCUGCUAAUCAAGAUUGAGGAUGAAAAUGAUAACUACCCAAUAUUUACAGAAGAAGUAUUUACUUUUAAAGUUCAUGAAAAUUGCAGAGUUGGUACUACCGUGGGACAGGUGUGUGCCACUGACAAAGACGAACCCGAUACGCUGCACACACGCCUGAAAUACAGCAUCGUCGAGCAGAUCCCAGCAACACCCAGGCUGUUCUCCAUGCAUCCAGUUACCGGAGUGAUCACCACCAUGUCGUCCCAGUUAGACAGAGAGGUAAUUGAUAAAUACCAUUUGAAGAUAAAAGUACAAGACAUGGAUGGCCAGUAUUUUGGAUUGCAGACCACUUCAGCCUGUGUUAUUCAUAUUGAAGAUGCUAAUGAUAACUUGCCAACAUUCACACAAUCUUCUUAUGUGACAUCAGUGGAUGAAAAUACAGUUAAUAUAGAAAUCUUACGUGUUUCUGUUGAAGAUAAGGAUUUAAUCAAUACUGCUAAUUGGAGAGCUAAUUAUACCAUUUUAAAGGGCAAUGAAAAUGGAAAUUUUAAAAUUGUAACAGAUCCCCAAACCAAUGAGGGAAUUCUGUGUGUGGUUAAGCCACUGAAUUACGAAGAGAGACAGCAGGUGAGCCUGCAGAUUGGUGUAGUUAAUGAAGCUCCGUAUUCGAAAGAGACUGGAUCGAGGCCACCCAUGAAUACAGCCACGGUUACCGUUAAUGUCAGAGACCAGGACGAGGGUCCCGAGUGCAUUCCCCCCAUGCAAACCACUCGAAUCCAAGAAAACUCCCCAGCAGGAACAAGGAGCAAUGGCUAUAGAGCAUAUGAUCCAGAAACAAAAAGUAGCAAUGACAUAAGGUAUAAGAAAUUAACUGAUCCUAAAGGGUGGGUCACUGUGGAAGAGAAUUCAGGAUUAAUUACAGUUUUCAGAACUCUGGAUAGGGAGGCUGAGAAUAUAAGAAAUGGUAUAUAUAAUAUUACAAUCCUGGCAGCAGAUAGAGAUGGACGUUCUUGUACUGGGACAUUGGGAAUUAUACUUGAAGAUGUGAAUGAUAAUGGCCCAUUCAUACCUAAACAGACGGUGAUAAUCUGCAAACCUGUGAUGUCAAGUGCAGAGAUUGUUGCUGUCGAUCCAGAUGAUAUCAUAAAUGGUCCACCCUUUGAAUUUAGUUUGGAGGGUACUUCUAGUACUGACACAGAAAGAAUGUGGAGACUGACAAGAAUUAAUGAUACAGCAGCACGUCUUUCCUUAGAAAGAAGAGAUGCCGCCUUUGGAUCAUAUAGAGUACCUAUCAGAGUAACAGAUAGACAUGGCCUGUCACGGGUGACUCCAUUAAAUGUGUUGUUGUGUGACUGUGUGACCGAAAAUGACUGCACUCUUCGCUCAGAUGCAAGGACAGGCAACGGAGAAAUACGACUUGGAAAGUGGGCCAUCCUUGCAAUACUGUUGGGCAUAGCUUUGCUAUUUUGUAUCCUAUUUACCUUAGUCUGUGGUGCUACUCGGACAACUGAAAAGCCAAAAGUAUUUCCAGAUGACGUAGCCCAGCAGAACCUCAUUGUGUCUAACACUGAAGCUCCCGGUGAUGACAAAAUGUUUUCAGCAAAUGGCUUCACAUGUACAACCCAUACUUCUGGCAGUUCAGCUCAUGGAAUGGGCUGCACCUUGGGAUCAGGAGUGAAAAAUGGACAGGAGACCAUUGAAAUGGUGAAAGGAGCCCAUCAGAACCUGGAAUCCUGCCAGGUGGCUGGGCAUCAUCACACCCUGGAUCCCUGCAGGGUAGGGGGGCAGCACACCUUGGAUUCCUGCAGGGGCGGACACGUGGAGAUUGACAACUGCAGAUACAAUUACUCCGAGUGGCACAGUUUCACUCAGCCCCGUCUUGGUGAAAAGGUGCAGCUCUGUGAUCAGGAUGCCAGUCAUCAGCUUGCUCAAGACUAUGUGCUCAAGUACAGCUACGAAGGAAGAGGGUCUGUCGCGGGUUCUAUAGGUUGUUGCAGUGAACGACAAGAAGAAGAGGGACUUGAGUUUUUGGAUCAUUUGGAACCCAAAUUUAGGACAUUAGCACAAGUAUGCAUGAAUAGAUGAGUGCGUACUAGGAUAAGUCUACAGAAACAAGUGGCAUUAUUGCCUUCUCUUUCUUAAAUAACAAAAUAAUGGUUUUUGUUUUGUUUUUGAAAGAAGAUAUUAUAUACGUAGGGAUAUCCCCACUAUAAAUUUGAUAAAAUCUCUUUACUCAAUGUGGAUUUACAGAGAGAUUCUGUAUUGAGUAUACACUUUAUACAAUGUUUACCUGGUUUUUAAUAACUUGCCUUUCACUUAAGGAAAUCUACAAAUAGAAAAUUAAGGGUGUCUGCAUUAUUGUUUACACCAGCAUGAUGACAAAAGCCCCAUUAUAAUGCAAUGGAAUGCAUUCAUUUGAGUCAUCUUAUAGAUAGACUUGAAGUGCAACCCAUUAGAAAAUUUUAGAUUUUUAACAUGCUUUCACAUUAUUGCCAGUUACCUAAUCAGUUGAAGCGGUGCUUGAAAACUGUUGUUCUUAUAAAAAUUCUAAGGUGUUCAAAUUGAAUUUUUGAUAUUGCCAUAUUUUUAUAACAUGACCUUUAUUCAUAAUGCAAAAAUCAAUAUUGCCAAUAUUAUUUAUAUUGCCCAUUAUUACAGUUCCAUUUGAGCAAGUUUAGUUUCUAGGUUGUAUUCUGUAUUAAGUCCUGCACUGAAUCUGUAUUUCCUCUGCUAACUCUUUUGACAGUGAAAUUUAGUAUUAAAUAAUACCUUAAGGUAGUGUUAUUCCUGCAAAGUUUUAGGUUUUAGUAUCUCCCUUUCUUUCUCCCACCCCCAUUUUCUUUUUCCUUCUUCCUUGUAUUUCUCUCCCUUUCAUUUUCACCAUCAACUCCCUCCGUUUUCUUUUCUUUUUCUUUUAACAUUCCUAUUUAGAUUUGGGAAUCUAAAUAAUUUUUGUACAUAAAUGUUCUGCUUCUCCCUUAAAGUGAGUUUUUCUGGUUUUUUUUUUUGGCACAGGUAUUCCUAGCUUUCCAUAAGAUCAUUGUAAUGUUGAUACUUUAUUUCAAAUAUUUUGGUGAUUCCUUUCUGUCCUCAGUAUAACUUUGCCUUUGUAACGUAGAAAUACGUUAUGGUUUUUAUUAGACAAACACUUCAUUGGAAAAAGGAAUAGUGAACUAAAGUUGAGGUCAAGAUAUUUACUAUAUAGUAUAUUCAUAGAUCAUGUCUUUAAUGUAGGUGUAAGGUUUAUAGGUACAAAAUUAUAGUGGUCUUUUAAAAUUAGCUUGGAAAUACAGGGAUUGUAGAAGUGCUUUAGAAGUAACUAUUGUGUGACUUUUAAAAUGAGGUGGGUAGUCAUGUAUGUGUAAAGUUACUUUAGUUACUUUUUAAGGUUAUAUAUUGGACAAAUAUGUAAGUGGGCCUAACUUACAAUUUUGAAAUAAUAGACACAAUUCGCACAAAACAAAUUCAAGGUCUUAUAGUUAAAUUCAGUCAAUGAAUUUCAUUUUCUGUGCAUACCAAUACAUUAAUAUUUAUUGUUAAUAAUAUGCCUAUGUUAAAUUCACAGGUUGGCUUGUAACAAUUAUCAAGAAUUAGAAUUCGGAAAUUAAUGAAGUUUAUAUUUUCAUAGUUUCAUUACUGUUCAAAAAAACUAUUUAAAAGUUAUUUGUAAUACAUUUUGUACAGAAUUCUUGUAUAUUACUAGUUAUGAUAAAGGAGAUUAGUAGUUUUAAAAGUCUGUUUAUUGAAAAUGCGCCUGGUAUGAGUUAAUGGGAUUAUAUUUUUUAACUCAAAAGAUUGUGUCUCAUCUGUAGAAUCCUAUCCUACAUAUUUUAGAAUUUUAGAGUUCGACUUGGAGAGUUCCUUUAACCAUUGUUAUCACUACAUUUAUAUAUGUCUAUUCUAAAGACUGUGAAGCUGUGGGUUGGGAUAUUGGUUAAGUUGCAUACUCUCUGUGUUUUGUUUUGUUUUGGUUUUUUCAUCAUAAAAUGGUUAAUAACAUAGAAAUAGUUUUUUAGAUGGCUGUAAGACUUUUGAAUAAAAAUGGUUUUUAGCUUGAAAAUUAUACAGUCAUAUACCUAAAAGACACUUUUAGUAAGAAUAAAUAAUUUGGACUAAACCACACCUACAAUGCAUUUCCUAUUAGCGAAA